Molecule: messenger RNA, 366 nt
Organism: Pelobates cultripes (western spadefoot toad)
Lineage: Eukaryota; Metazoa; Chordata; Amphibia; Anura; Pelobatidae
Source: the annotation of a GenBank genome assembly
AUGUUAGGUACGGAGAUCAAUGAGACUCUUCAGGUACCUGGCCUCCACGUGCCAAACUCGGAGGACAGUAACACAGCCUCAUCCAGCUGCUACAGUCAUCGGCGCCGACGAUUUAAGAUGAGACGGUCAAAGUCCUCGCGCAGCCGUGAAAUGGCACAAAGUAUGGACUCUGCCAAGAAUUCUGAGUACCUACAGUUACCUUCCAUCGAAAUAACUCCGUCCAGUGAUGAAGACAGCGCGCGAUCAAACGGCUCCACUCCGAGCACAUCGCCGAGGCGCCAAGGACUGCGAUUAAAGAGUUGGGGGAAUAUUCAGAUGAAAGAGGGGACUGAUGCUGAAACCCAGGGGCUCAGUGAAAGCAGGUAA